This is a messenger RNA of Salvelinus fontinalis (brook trout), 4640 nucleotides long. RefSeq names its product RAC-beta serine/threonine-protein kinase. NCBI's taxonomy places the organism in Eukaryota, Metazoa, Chordata, Actinopteri, Salmoniformes, Salmonidae. The transcript is spliced from 12 exons. Gene Ontology annotation, biological process: protein phosphorylation. Gene Ontology annotation, molecular function: ATP binding; protein serine/threonine kinase activity. The record is from RefSeq and is a predicted model, not a curated record. The coding region runs from base 178 to 1623 and encodes 481 amino acids.
UCUGUCUCCUUGUUCUAUCUGUGAUAUAACUGAAGCACCAGCGAUAACAAGGGACUGAAGGCACUGUGAGACAUUUUCGUCAGAGACACAUCUGACCCUUCCCCAGCAGUCACAGCUCCCCUUCCCUCUUUUUCCCCUGUGACCCCACCCUGAGCCCCAGCAGUCCUCCGCCCCAGCAUGAAUGACAUCAGUGUGGUCAGAGAGGGCUGGCUCCAUAAGAGGGGAGAGUACAUUAAGACGUGGAGGCCGCGGUACUUCAUCCUGAAGAGUGAUGGCUCCUUCAUCGGCUACAAGGAGAAGCCAGAGAUGUCGUCCGACCACAGUCUCCCACCCCUCAACAACUUCUCUGUGGCAGAGUGCCAGCUGAUGAAGACAGAACGGCCCAGGCCCAACACGUUUGUCAUCCGCUGCCUACAGUGGACCACAGUCAUAGAGCGCACCUUCCACGUGGAGAGUAACGAGGAACGGGAGGAAUGGAUGCGGGCGAUCCAAGCGGUGGCCAACGGCCUAAAGACGCGAGUGGAAGAGGCUCCCAUGGACAUCACGUUUGGCUCCCCCAGCAACUGCAGCGGCAUGGAGGAGAUGGAGGUGGCCAUGUCCAAGUCCCGCAACAAAGUGACCAUGAGUGACUUUGACUACCUGAAGCUGCUGGGGAAGGGGACGUUUGGAAAGGUGAUCCUGGUGAAGGAGAAGGCCACAGGGAUGUACUACGCCAUGAAGAUCCUGAGGAAAGAAGUCAUAAUCGCUAAGGAUGAGGUAGCACACACGGUAACAGAAAGCAGAGUCCUUCAGAAUACGAGGCAUCCCUUCUUAACGACACUAAAAUACGCGUUCCAAACACAUGACCGGCUAUGCUUUGUGAUGGAAUAUGCAAACGGAGGAGAGCUGUUCUUUCACUUGUCACGGGACCGCGUGUUCACAGAAGACCGGGCACGGUUCUACGGUGCGGAGAUUGUGUCUGCGCUGGAGUACCUCCACUCACGGGACGUUGUCUACAGAGACCUUAAGUUGGAGAACUUAAUGCUGGAUAAAGAUGGACACAUAAAGAUCACAGAUUUUGGACUGUGUAAAGAGGGAAUCACAGACGGGGCUACCAUGAAGACCUUUUGUGGUACUCCAGAAUACCUUGCACCUGAGGUAUUAGAGGACAAUGACUACGGCCGAGCGGUGGACUGGUGGGGUCUAGGUGUGGUCAUGUACGAGAUGAUGUGCGGUCGACUGCCCUUCUACAACCAGGACCAUGAGCGGUUGUUUGAGCUCAUUCUCAUGGAGGAGAUCCGCUUCCCCAAGAACCUGGCCCCCGAAGCCAAGGCCCUGCUUGCUGGCCUGCUCAAAAAGGACCCCAAGCAGAGGCUUGGAGGUGGACAAGAAGAUGCCAAAGACGUGAUGACACAGAAGUUCUUCACCAGCAUCAACUGGCAGGAUGUGGUAGAGAGGAAGCUCUUGCCUCCCUUCAAGCCCCAGGUGACGUCAGAGACGGACACCCGCUACUUUGACGACGAGUUCACAGCACAAACCAUCACCGUAACGCCCCCGGACAAAUACGACAGCUUAGACUCAGAAGACCAGAACCAGCGCACACACUUCCCUCAGUUCUCUUACUCCGCCAGCAUACGGGAGUGACCUCUCUCACAUGCGUGCACACACAAACUCACAUGAGCAAGCAGGCUAACACACGUUCACACACACUCCCACUGCUGGGGAAUUGGGAUGACACAAACUGACACUCUCUCUCUCAAACAAACACACUUGCACAACACACGCACUCUGACACCGAGAAGCGGUGAAAACAUGGAUCCUAGAGCAUGACGUGAUGACUGACCUCAGCAGGCCUGUGUGGAAAAACUGGCCGUCUUGUCUCUCAUUCUGACGGGACCAGGUGGAACCGGACAGGGCUGCUCUUAGCCAUGCCUGCAGGACCCUGCCUGUCUACCCACCACACUACUACUACUACAACUACUACACUGGGUGCAUCAACAGCACUUCACCAUCCCUGGGUUAUGCCAGCAGAUACCACAUCAUCACCAGCCGAACGCAUGCUGCACCUAUCCAACACACACACUCUGACAAGCAACACCUAAAACCUCCCAUACACUGCUGUUUUUUUUUUUUACUACUGGAUAAAAAAUAAGUCCAAACAAAUGUAGAAACACAUGAAAGGAGAAAUAUUUUUAAACUAAGUUUUCUUUUGAUUGUUACGGUUUUAAAAGCCAUAUUUCUGCAAAAGAAAAUACGAGUGCUCUUGCUGAACUUGCUGUUACAAAUCGUGUGAACUGUUCCUACAGAGGGAAAGCGGGUCGGGGAGAGAAUGAGGGGUAAGAAGGUGUGUGUACCUCGGAAGGUAGCCAUUUCCCUGCUUGCACUCUGCAUGUGUGAAUGAAUGUGUUUGGGUGUGUGGAAGGAGAAUGUAUGAACAACCAUUUGAAUCUCAACGUCUGUUUUACGUUUAUGCAUUUGCAUGUAUCUGUUUUGGAUACUGUAUGACGGCUAAACGAGGAGAGUAUUAAAGGGAAAGAAGAGAGGUGGUGGAGUUGUAGCUUCCCUGUGGAUUGACUUGUUCCUCUGGUGGUUAGAAUGCUCAGGAUGGAAAAAAAGAGAAGGGGAAGAGUAGAAGUGACCACAGCAAUUAACAUUGUUCCAGUAGCUGUCACGUUCUGAGCAGAAAUAUCCAGGAGGAAUAGCGGUCACGUUCUGAGGAGGAAUAGCUGUCACGUUCUGAGCAGAAAUAUCCAGGAGGAAUAGCUGUCACGUUCUGAGCAGAAAUAUCCAGGAGGAAUAGCUGUCACGUUCUGAGCAGAAAUAUCCAGGAGGAAUAGCUGUCACGUUCUGAGCAGAAAUAUCCAGGAGGAAUAGCUGUCACGUUCUGAGCAGAAAUAUCCAGGAGGAAUAGCUGUCACGUUCUGAGCAGAAAUAUCCAGGACAAUAGCUGUCACGUUCUGAGCAGAAAUAUCCAGGACAAUAGCUGUCAAUCAUUUGUUCCAAACAUUUCACUUUUUAUUUUGAAUUGUUGAUGUUAUUUUUUUAAACUUUUUUUGAAGAUCAUUUGGAUGUCCCCAUAUUUAAGAAUGCAAACUAUUAAAACAUGGAUCACUGAUUAUAUGUGAUGAGGCUAGACUGACUGAUAGAAAAUUGACUCUUCAGUUAUUUAACGGUCGAUAUUGAAGGUUGUGGUUCGUAUUUUCAAGGCAAUGUAAGUGACAGAUUAAGUCCUUUGUCGGGAUGUCAGAGUAGGACCAUUGAACUAGGGUUGGGGUUAGUUCAAUUCAGUUAAUGUAGGAAGUCAACUGAGUUAACGUCAUGGAUUGAAAUGUAAUUGUUCCCAACCCUGGUGUGAAACAGAUGCUGUAUAUAAUGACAAGAUGGUCUUGUCUCUGCCCUAACAAUGGGAGUUGUUGUCUCAAAGGCAGAAAAGCAGUCGUUCUGCUUAACGCUGUAUUCCCUUGUGGACAGAUUUGUAUAUUUUUCUCUCUUACCUCGCCUCUUCCUCUCUGUGUGAACUUCCCACAAUUUACCUGUCCUGAAUGCAUGUGUACACCCCAUGUCUGGCCUGUAGAAGAGUGGUUCGGGUGAAACAACCAUUGUGUUUCACAGUCAAGUGCUGUGAUGUAUUUCAUUUUUGUUGCCCUUUUCAAAGAUUCUUUCACUCAAGGACCAUUAAGACCAUGUUUCUUUUCAUUGAUUUGUUUUUGUUUUGUGGUUCACCUAUUCCUUACUUUGGGAGACAUUGUCUCAUUUAAUUUUAUAUUAUAUAAAAUAAAUUUAAACAUGUUUUUCCUUUUGGUUCUUCAUUUUGAUCAUUCAUGUGUUCCUUCUUUUAAAGUAAGUGUGUGUGUGUGUGUGCACGUGCUGUGCUCAUGCACAGCAGCAGGUUAAUGGGGCAUUGUAGAACAGCUCUCUAGUCUGCUCAAUGCCGGUGUCCUUUAGCCUCUGUACCUCCAGUAGGGUAGUGCAGUCUGACUGCUGUUUGCAAGGGCUGAGGCUAUGGGAAACAUCCCUAUCUUCACCAGCUCAUAAUCAGGCGUAAAGGCAGCUUCAGAAACGGCAGGACUGGAUUUCAUGAACAACCUCCUUCUGAUGGAUCUCUCUCCCGCUGUCUUUAAUGUUAGGACGGCCACCAGGAGGUGCUGUAGACUUUCUAAAGUUGACAGUGGCAGUAAAGCCACACAGUGCAGAGACGUCUCAAUAAAGUGUCCACGCUUUGUCUAGUGUGUACAUCUAACAUGCAAGCCAACGCCACUGACUUCUCCUGUAGGCAUUGCACACAGACAAUCGAUAUGGAACUCUUCACUGGCUAUGUAAAUACCAAAAAGGGUUGAUGAUCUUUAGGCUAGAAGGAGAAUCGGCAGCUUUGUAGAUGGAAUUUGAGUUGGAGCAUAACAGUGAUUACCUUGCUUCUCUGUAUUUUGAAUGUGAUCAGUAGUCACGAAUGUCAUAUCUCAAUGCUGAUGUACCAAGAAUUCUUUGCUCCUCCCCAGCUAAACCUCAACUCAAUAACAAGCAAUCUUUUAGGGAGAAGACUAUGUCCUGGUAGAGAGUUUCAGCCCCCAUGUUGCAAGAUUUUACAUUGUAACAGGUGUUACCUGCUACAGUAUAUGGUAGCUUAUAUUUUCAAUUAUGUGCCAGUAAAGACUUUUACUGAA